AAUGACGAAAAGCCCUGCAAAAACCCUAGGCCAGAACAGAGACUACAACCAGAGUAGUCGAGAGCUGGGAAAGAAGCAAAAAUGGGGAAGAAAGAGCAGUUAGGGAAGCUACUAGGCGCCUUGGGAGACUUCACCAGCAAGGAAAAUUGGGAUGAGUUCUUCAAAAUCCGAAGUUCCGAUGAUCCUUUCGAGUGGUACGCCGAGUGGUCCGAACUCAGAAACCCACUCAUUUCCCACAUUUCUUCGUCAUCGUCAUCAUCAUCAUCUGACCAAGCCCAGCUCCAAGGCGAAGCUCCGUCAUCGCCGCAGAUUCUCGUGCCGGGUUGCGGGAAUUCGAGGCUUUCCGAGCACCUCUAUGAUGCUGGGUUCAGGGACAUCACCAAUGUCGAUUUUUCUAAGGUUGUCAUCUCCGACAUGAUGCGCCGCAAUGUCCGUGAACGACCCGGUAUGCGGUGGCGCGUCAUGGACAUGACCAAAAUGCAGUUUGAGGAUGCGACCUUUGAUGCCGUACUUGAUAAAGGUGGUUUGGAUGCUUUGAUGGAGCCAGAACUGGGUCCUGAUUUAGGGAAGAAAUAUUUGUCAGAGGUUAAAAGGGUGUUAAAAUUUGGCGGGAAGUUUAUUUGUCUUACCUUGGCAGAGGCUCACGUUCUUGGUUUGCUUUUCUCUACAUUUCGCUUUGGGUGGAAAAUGAGUAUUCAUGCCAUACCUCAAAAGCCAUCUAGCAAGCCUAGCCUUCAAACAUUUAUGGUGGUUGCUGAAAAGGAGACAUCAACUAUGCUGCAUGAGAUAGUGUCAUCGUUCAACAAUUCCUCUCUUGUUUGUAGUGGAGAUCAGGCCCGUGGUCUCUUUGAGGCUCUUGAGAAUGAGAAUCAAAUUCGUAGAGGGAACUCUAGUGGUUCUGAUAUAUCGUGCUCUCUUGAAGGAUUGCAACUUGAAGAUAGGCAGGAUUUGACAAAGCUCAGCGAAGGCCGUCGGUUGCAGCUUACAUUGGGAGGACAAGGGAGCUCCUGGUUCAUUUAUAAAGCUGUUCUUCUUGACUCUCAGUCUCAGUCUGGCCCCUUUCAAUAUCGUUGUGGGGUUUUCAUUGUACCUAAGACCCGGAGCCGUGAAUGGUUAUUCUCCUCAGAAGAAGGACAAUGGAUGGUAGUUGAAAGCUCAAAGGCAGCUCGUCUCAUAAUGGUUUUAUUGGACAGUAGCCACGCCAAUGCCAGCAUGGAGGAUAUUCAGAAGGAUUUGUCUCCCCUGGUUAGACAAUUGGCACCUGGUGGUGAAGAUGAUCUUGGAGCUCAAUUUCCGUUCAUGACGGCCGGUGAUGGGAUCAAGCAACGCAAUGUUGUUCAUCAGGUCACAUCUUCAUUUACUGGGCCAAUAAUUGUUGAGGAUGUGAUUUAUGAAAAUGUGGAUGGUGAUGUUACUCGCAUUUUUCCAACCGAAGACUUGAUAUUCCGACGACUUGUUUUUCAAAGAAGUGAGAGUCUAGUGCAGUCCGAAGCUUUACUAACAAGGGCAGUUUCCACUCACACAACUGUUGGUGACAGUGAAAGGAAGAAAUCCAAAUCUAAGAAAAGAGGAACUCAGAGAAAAACUAGUGAAUCAUGUGACCAGCUGAAGGUUUAUCAUGGCUAUCUGGCUAGUUCUUAUCAUACUGGGAUUCUUUCUGGCUUUGUGUUGAUUUCUUCUUACAUGGAAAGUGUGGCAUCGAGUAACACAUCAGCUAAAGCAGUUGUAAUUGGUCUUGGAGCUGGUUUGCUCCCUAUGUUCCUUCAUGGAUGCAUGCCCUUUUUGCACAUUGAGGUGGUGGAGUUAGAUCCAGUGGUUCUUGAUCUUGCAAAGGGCUAUUUUGGUUUUACUGAAGAGGAUCAUUUGCAGGUACAUAUUGCAGAUGGUAUCCAAUUUAUUAGAGACAGUAAAAGCUGUGCAUCUACUAAUGUGGUUUCUAUUCCUGGAAAUGAUGCUGCGGCUUCUAAUGGAAUUUGCACGACAUCUCAUGGAGAAGGCGGUGUGAAUACAAAGGUGGACAUAAUCAUCAUUGAUGUGGACUCUGCAGAUUCAAGCUCUGGUAUGACUUGCCCUGCUGUGGAUUUUGUGGAAGACUCGUUUCUGCAGACUGUAAAGAAGAAUCUUUCUGAAAAUGGUCUAUUUGUUAUUAAUUUGGUCGCACGGUCCCAAGCUAUGAAAGACGGAGUUAUUUCAAGAAUGAAAGAGGUCUUUAAUCAUCUGCUCUGCCUCAAAGUUGAAGAAGAUGUCAAUGAAGUUAUUUUUGGUCUUUGUUCGGAGUCCGACAUCAAGGAGGAUUGCUUCCCAGACGCGGCUUGUCGACUUGAAAAAUUGUUGAAGUUGAAACACCCUGAGAUGAGCCAAAAUGUGAUUGAUGCUGCAAAGAAAAUCAGAAGAUUGAAGUGAAUUACAUCUCUCAGAAGUACUACUUUUCAGGUUGAAAUUUAAGGUAGUCCCCAUGAUGAAAGGGGGGAAAACAUUGUAUUUAUCUCCAAUUAUGAGAAUAGAGUUGUCUGAUCCAUGAUGUCAAUUUUCUCAUUAGCAGAUUGUAAUAUUAAAUUAUUUUUCAUUUUUCUCCACCCCAAUUUCAUUGGGUGUUUAUUAAAUACUUAGGGGUGUUUGUUUUAAAUGGUUGAAUUGCCUUAAAAAGUGUAAAGGGGUUUAUGAUGGAAGUAAUGUUAAACUUUAAUGUACAAAAUGGUUCACUUUACCCUUCAAAUAUAUAUGAGAUUUACACAAAUUAUUAACUUUUAA
Molecule: messenger RNA, 2751 nt
Organism: Humulus lupulus (European hop)
Lineage: Eukaryota; Viridiplantae; Streptophyta; Magnoliopsida; Rosales; Cannabaceae
Exons: 16
Coding region: 82-2403 (773 amino acids)
Molecular function (GO): S-adenosylmethionine-dependent methyltransferase activity
Source: RefSeq, a predicted model, not a curated record